AUACUACGUUUGCUGCACCAGUAUAGCGGAAGUUGUUGGUAGCCAGAAUGUUUGUAACUUAAUGCUAUUUAAAUUAAUGACUUUUAGCUAGCUUGUUUGUCAGUCUUAAACGAUUGCUGGAGCAUCAGCGAUAUCACAGAAUAAAUGGAAAAUAUGGUUGACAGGCGCUGUUUUAUUUAAGUUUCCCCAUACAGGUUGGAAUGCUUUGAAGAUGAGGAUGAAGCUGAAGCUGAAGACCGUGUUUGUGUUUUACUUCAUGGUCUCUUUGCUGGGGCUCGUGUAUGCCUUGAUGCAGCUAGGCCAGCGCUGCGAUUGCACAGAGCAUGACAAGAUGAAGGAUAACACAAUUUACCGAUUGCGGGGUGAACUGCACAAACUGCAGGAAGAAGUGAAGAAAUGUGACCCUACAAAACCUCCUAAGAAGCCCCAUCUACCCACCAUAUAUGUCAUCACACCCACCUAUGCCAGGUUGGUGCAGAAGGCGGAGCUGACCCGUCUCUCCCAGACGUUCCUGCACGUGCCACAGCUUCACUGGGUCGUGGUGGAGGACUCUGACAAGCCCACGGCACUGGUGCGCGACUUCCUGUCCGCGUCGGGCGUGGCCUACACACAGCUCCACACGCUCACCCCCAAGGAGAGGAAGCUGCAGGACGGCGACCCCAGCUGGCUGAAGCCGCGCGGUGCAGAGCAGAGGAACGAGGGCCUGCGCUGGCUCAGGGAGACGGCCUCGGCCACCAAGGGGCAGCAGGGAGCCGCCAUGGAGACCUCAGUGGUGUACUUUGCGGACGACGACAACACGUACAGCUUGAUGUUGUUUGAAGAGAUGCGGAGCACCCAGCGUGUGUCAGUCUGGCCUGUGGGCUUAGUGGGUGGAAUGCGCUUUGAGCGCCCGGUAGUGGACAAGGGAAAGGUCGUCCGCUUCCACACUGGCUGGCGUCCCAAUCGUCCAUUUCCACUUGACAUGGCUGGCUUUGCGGUGUCUCUGCGCCUUGUUCUGACUAACCCGGAUGCCCGCUUUGAUGGCGAUGCCCAGAUGGGCUUCCUGGAGAGCAGCUUCUUGCAGGGACUAGUUACCAUGGAGGAGCUGGAGCCCAAAGCAGAUAUGUGCACGAAGGUUCUGGUGUGGCAUACUCGCACAGAGAAGCCAAAGAUGAAGCGGGAAGACGCAUUACAGAAGCAGGGGUUGGGCUCCGACCCCAAGGUGGAAGUGUAACAGGCACUCCUAGCUCUUCAUGUGCCAUCCAAUCCUUCCCUUUCACAUCAAGACAUCAUUGCAGACUGAAAAGAGAGGAGGAGGAGGAGGAGGAAGAAGGUCAUGAGCACGCACUCAGAAUGCUGGGAAUGAAGUGAAAAAGAACACUGAAAUAUCACUCUACAAGUUUGAUCAUCACAUGUGAUUAUGACAAACAGGUUACAGUGCUUAGUAAGCCCUGUAGUUACAAAACGAUUGAGAAAAUGUCACUAAUGGAGAAACAUUCCCCAGAAACCCAUAUUUGUGGUUCUGGAAAUUGGAAUCCAGGAACAAUUUUUCCUUUUUAAAUUGCUAUUUAGGUUCCGUGUAGAUAAUGCAGGGCUGCGUCAUGGAGACCAACCCUAGUCCUCUCACUGCUAGUGGGCUAAAUACUGUCGAAUGCAAAAGAAUAAUGGUUCAUGAGCUAUUUAUUACCAAAAAUAUAAGUAUAUAUUUAAGUCUGAAUGUUUUGUUUUGCUUGUGAAUGUAUGUAGUGCGUUGCUAUUAUGUGUGCACGAUAAAAGUAGCUGACUGUAUUUUGUAGGUAUGUGAAUAGUAAACUGGAAGUACUUUUCUUGUGUUCAUCUGCACAUGUUGUUUUACUAUGCUGUUGGUAUAGUCCAGUGAUCGCAAACCUCACAUUUCUCUGUACAUUGAUGUGUGGACAUACCCCACGGAGGUUCAUCUGGAUGUGGGUUAUCAGGAAUGAGCUUGGGUUUUAUAAGUGUUCUUGAAAAGGGUUGCUGAAUCUGGUGCUCGGCCUCUUCGUUGAGUUACCAGACUAGAACUCCACUGGAGCCUGAGCUCAGAGGCAGUCUGGCAGUGCCAGGCUACGGGUUGGACCGUUUCUGUGUCAUUUUAUAUCAUCUUCAUGUUUUUCAUUUUUGCCUUAAAAUAGUAAUGUGUACAGUAUAAUGUUUUUAUUUUGUGAAACACCUGGGCAUAACUCUAAAUACAUUUUUGCUUGAACAAAA
This is a messenger RNA of Clupea harengus (Atlantic herring), 2205 nucleotides long. RefSeq names its product beta-1,3-glucuronyltransferase 3 (glucuronosyltransferase I) (gene b3gat3). Gene Ontology annotation, molecular function: galactosylgalactosylxylosylprotein 3-beta-glucuronosyltransferase activity. The record is from RefSeq and is a predicted model, not a curated record. Gene Ontology annotation, cellular component: Golgi membrane. Gene Ontology annotation, biological process: carbohydrate metabolic process; chondroitin sulfate proteoglycan biosynthetic process. Lineage: Eukaryota; Metazoa; Chordata; Actinopteri; Clupeiformes; Clupeidae.